AUGAAAAGUUACCGCUUAAUAAUUCACGUAUUAAUUUUCCUAUUAAUAGGAUACUCUGGAUGUUCUGAUAAACCUACAGAUAAACCAGAUAAUCUACACACAGAGCCUACAUCCAGCUGUGACGAAGAUGAUAAUCAGGUAACUGAAACUACUGAACAAUCUUGUCAUGAACCUGUUAAGGAUCCAAGAACAGAACCAUACCCACAACCACAACAACCUCAUCCUGAACCACCCACUACUCAGGAUGAAAAACAUUAUUUAUUAGGAUCUAGACCUAGAAAAGAUGGAGGAAUAAAUCUAGUUCCAAUUACUCAUCUGGAAUAUAUACCACCCCAAGCUAAACAAGAACAACCAAGUCAACCUCAGUAUUAUCUACCACCUCAACCUUAUCAACCUGAACCGUAUCAACCAAUUCAACCUAUAUCACAACCACCUUAUCAACACUAUUAUUCUGGAUAUGGACCAGAACCACCUACACAUCAGUAUGGACAUUAUGGUCCUCAACCAACUCAACCACAGUAUCCAGGUUAUCAACCUCAGCAAUAUUAUCCUGAACCAUAUCAACAGUAUCCACAGCCACAGUAUUCAGGUUAUACAGGUUAUGAUCCACCUCAAGGAUACCAACCUACAGCUCCUCAGGGAUAUUAUCAUUCAGGUUAUCAACCACCUCAACCAGGAUAUCAACCUUAUCAAUUACCUCCACCUCCACCUGUAUCCGUACCUGUACAACAGUAUCCACUACCACAACCACCUCUACCACAUCAGCCUCAGCAACCACCCGGUUAUGAACCAGGAUAUUCUCCAUAUCAACCUUAUCUACCACAACAACCUUAUCCUGCACAGCAGUAUCCAGAAUAUUAUCCUGGACCUCAAUAUCCUCCACCUCAUCAACCUAUUCAACCACAGCUAGGAUAUCAACCACCACCUAUACCUCAACCUGUACAACAUCCUCUACCUACUACUAUACAAUAUCCUAAUCAACCAAUACCAACGCCUCUACCACCACAAACUCGUCAACAACCACAUCCAGGAUAUCAACAGACUCCAACACAACCUCCACCUCAUCCACAGCCUCAACCACCAUAUUAUACUGGACCACCUACACAACAACCACAGCCAGGACCUGCGUAUCCACAAUAUUAUCCAGGAUAUGGACCACAACCUAGUCAAGGACCCCCUAAACCUCAAGCUGUACAACAUCCACAUCCAAGUUAUCAACCUACUCAACCUCAAGCUGUACAACAUCCUCAACCUAGUCAACCCAGUCAAGUUACUCAAUAUCAACCUACUCAACAUUAUCGACCUCCCAUUCAGUAUUCAGGACCUUAUCCUAGACCUACUGCACCAUUAAGACAACCUUCAAAUCUGGAGACAGUAUCUUAG
Theileria annulata is the source of this 1383-nucleotide messenger RNA. RefSeq names its product Theileria-specific sub-telomeric protein, SVSP family. The record is from RefSeq and is a predicted model, not a curated record. The transcript has a single exon. Bases 1 to 1383 code for a protein of 460 amino acids. NCBI's taxonomy places the organism in Eukaryota, Apicomplexa, Aconoidasida, Piroplasmida, Theileriidae.